This is a messenger RNA of Acanthamoeba castellanii str. Neff, 3078 nucleotides long. Its product is annotated as RFX DNA-binding domain containing protein. Gene Ontology annotation, biological process: regulation of transcription by RNA polymerase II. The record is from RefSeq and is a predicted model, not a curated record. Gene Ontology annotation, molecular function: RNA polymerase II cis-regulatory region sequence-specific DNA binding; DNA-binding transcription factor activity, RNA polymerase II-specific. The transcript is spliced from 11 exons. Bases 1 to 3078 code for a protein of 1025 amino acids. Lineage: Eukaryota; Discosea; Longamoebia; Acanthamoebidae.
AUGGAGACGGUUGACCACAAUCGAGCGUUGGCCACCGGUCGAGGCGCUGGAGAUGCCAAGGAGGAGGGAGAAGAUGAAAGCUCUGAGGGCGAGGAGGAAGAGGGUGAGGGUGCCGCCGACCUGCACACCCAGGCACCCGACCAACCCACAAAAAGGAAGAGGAAGAAAUCGAAGAAGAAGCUCGAAAGAGAACGCACCCUGCCCAUCAUCGUGCAGUGGCUGCAGGACACGUACGAGGAGAAGGAGGGCAAGACGGUUGGCCGGUACCAGGUCUAUGACGACUACAUCGAGUUCUGCGCCCGGGCAGGCCACCUCCCCACCAACAACGCAGCACUAGGCAAGAUAUUCAAGCGAGUGUUUCCGAAUGUGGGGUGGCGGCGCCUGGGCAAGCGGGGCGAGAGCAAGAUGCACUACGCCAACAUCCGCAAGCGCAAGGGCAAGGUCGAGCAGGCUGCUCUACAGGCCUCCUCCUUCUUGUCGUCGUCUUCUUCGUCGUCGUUGUUGACCCUCACCAGCGGCAGCGGCGGGAUCAAGGCCGAACCCGACGAACGCGAGCACGGGUACGAGUCGAAGGCCCGCGCGGUUGCCAGGAUCAAGGAGGACAACGACGAGUUUGGGGACGAUGAGGACGACGACAGCGACGGCGACGACAACGAGUACAGUGACACCGGCAGCAGCAGCAACAACAACGGCGGCGGCGACCGCGAGAAGGGUCGGGGAUCAAUCAUGGAGCUGGAGCGGGAGCUGGAGCUCGGCGGGGUCGAAGGAGGCGAUGCGUUCAUCGAGCUGUUGGGCGAGAGCGCGGUGGCCGCACGACACGAUCGAUUCGCUGGGUUCGGCGGUGGCGAUGGGUCCGUGUUCGGCGGUGCGGUGCCGAUGGCGCAGCACCGGACGAAGUUCCCAGGCCGCGAGCGAGAGCGCCGGUGGCGCAGGCGAGAUCACCUGACCACCUCGCGCGAGGAGAUGGAGGAGCCGCGCGGCCUGUUCUUCUCCAGCGGCGUUCCGUCGCCCUCGUCGUCACCGUCUUCGUCGUCGUUCCAAGGCAGCGCGAUGAUGGCCGCCCCGCCCGGCAACCUCUCCAUCUGGAACGCCGACGCGCACCUGGACCUCAUGAUGGCCGUGCGCUACUACCGGGACCGAUUCAGGAAGAUAUCGUGGAGUCUGAUCCCCAUCAACCCGAUGAGCCUCAAGAUGCGACUGCUCAACUACCUCUUCUGCACCGAGGAGGGGCAGCUCGAGCGGAGUUCGCUAUCGCUGUCGGCCUGCGUCAUGAUCAGCAUCGCGAGCUUCGGUGCCGGUCAUUUCGACGUGGCCGAGGAGUUCUUCCACAAGGCCAGGGAGCACUUGAGCUACGUGUUCGACUCGUCCGACUACGACGUGGCGAGCGCGCUCGUGCCGCUCGCCUGGCUCACCACCUUCUUCUCGCCCACGCCGGAGGAAGGCCGCAAUCGUCAGAUCUACUUCUGCACCAUCGGCACCAAGAUAUGCGAGCAGGUGGGCGCCUUGAACGACGAGACCCAUUGGGCACUGCUCAGCACGCUGCACGUCAAGUCGAUGGAGAGUGCGAGCGACGCCAUCACCAAGACCCGAGCCUACCCACCAUACCAAAAGCAGUGGAAGAACACGCGGCUACAACGAGGGCGGAUCUCGGGCACCUACGACCAGACGGGCGAUAUCUUUGGCUCGGUGUUUGCGCUCAGCGUUCCCCUCAUCCGAGGUUUCAGCCUUCCUCCGGAGGAAGAGAGGCGCAUCAAGCACGGGCUGAUGGUCCAGCUGGGCCGACUUCGCGAGGCCGAGCAGGGCCUGGUGCACGCCCAAGACCAGCAGGUGCGGGACAUGAUGGCCGCGUACUACUUCGCCAUGCGUACGUUCAUCAACGUGCUGCUCGAGAACUCGCGACAGAUCGAGACCGCCAGGGAGUUGGUCAGGACGCUGAUGCUGGCGGAUCGCCCCAUCAUGGCCGUGGUCCUUCACGAGCUUUCCUCGAACAAGUUCCUACUCAUUCGCACCGCGGUCCAAGUGCUGGUGCGCUACAAGGAGUACAAGGCCAUAAAGCUCCUGAUGGAGGCCAUCUACCCGUUCACCUCGCGCUUUCCCUGGAUGCACGCCAUCUACGUGCUCACGCAGCAGGCGGUGCAGGAAUCGUUCCACGGCCUGCGGAUCGCGAGCUGCUCCCCGCCCCUGCCGCUCCCCGCCCAGGCCCAGUCGCUUUCCUCCUCCGCCGCCUCCUACCCUCCCCUCAGCGCCCUGGUCUCGGCCAGCGCCGUGCCGCCGCCUCCUGCCUUCUAUCUCCCCUCCGACUCCUCGCCGCUCCAUUCUGCGCCUCACCACCAGCACCCACACUCGCACCCACACCAGCCCCAACCACCCCACUACCAGCCUCGGCCGCACCCACCGCAGCCGCAGCCUCACCUGCACGCGUACGGUCAUCACACGCCGGAGCCGAUGCAGCGCGCCAGUCCCUCGCCGCAGCUGCCCGACCGGCGCCCCUCGUCGGCCUCGUACUCGUACAUCUUCUACGCCGACCCUUCGUCGUCGCUGUCGUCGUCGGCUGCCGCCUCCGCCACCGACCCGGCCUACUUCCCGCUUUCCUCAUCGUCUUCGGCGUCGACCUCGCCCACCGUUGCGCCGACGGCCCCCUUCCAAUCGGCCACCGGCUCGGCCUCCUACCCGACCAUCUCGCCGGAGCUGUCGCCUUUCCCCUCUUCGUCGUCGCGAGCAACGGCCACCUUCCGGCCGAUCACGUCCGAUCAACCCGGGACGACCCACCCGUCGGGGUCGCCGUCGCUCGCGCGGGCGCUGGACGACAUGAGCCUGCUCGAGUCGCUGCUCUCCUCCUCACCCUCGUCUUCUUCGCCCUCCGGGUCGUCGUUGUCUUUCAGCGCCACCUCCUCUACGUCGACGUCGAUGUUGGCCGCCGCCUCGUACGAGCCGCCACCACUACUCGCCCAGCCCUGGGAGCAGGAGAUGCACCUCUACCACCCCCAAGGCCCGCCGCCACACGCCCACACGGGUGGGGGUGGCCAGCCCGCGGUGCCACAGCUGGACCCGGCCGUCCCACGACACGGCAGUGCCUGA